Messenger RNA from Xyrauchen texanus (razorback sucker), 3451 nucleotides. RefSeq names its product polymerase (RNA) III (DNA directed) polypeptide B (gene polr3b). The record is from RefSeq and is a predicted model, not a curated record. Gene Ontology annotation, cellular component: RNA polymerase III complex. Lineage: Eukaryota; Metazoa; Chordata; Actinopteri; Cypriniformes; Catostomidae. Gene Ontology annotation, biological process: DNA-templated transcription. Gene Ontology annotation, molecular function: DNA-directed RNA polymerase activity; ribonucleoside binding; DNA binding.
ACUUUUGUACACUAAAUAAGUAUUUUAUACUAUUUUUAAGAUUUAUGCAUUUUUUUCGAGGCUGUGUUAGUCAAAAAGAAUUGUAGCUGUUAAAAAGCAUCUUGAAACAUCUGCGUUCUGUUGUAUUUGUUGCGCUGCGUCCUGUUUUUAAGCGCAAGAACGCGUUCGAUCUGAACAGCCCCGCAGUGAUGACUUUUGGUGAACUAUCCCUUUAAGAACUUAACGUUGGUGUCGGAACAAUACUGCAGCACGCGUUUCUGCCCGGUCUGCUUUUCAUGUUAUAUCUCACACUUUCACGUGUAGUACUGACUUCCGUUUAAAGUGUUUUUGACCAGAACAUCGGCGUGGAGAAUAAUGGUUUGCUAGGUUGUAUGAGAUCAUUCACACCCACGGUUCACUGGCAUCACAGUAGAUCUGAGAAAUGCUGCAAGAGCUUGGGGAGAUGACUCCUCAGCAGCUGUCACUUCUCUUGUCUGUAUUGCAGGAAAAGUUGAAGUUGCUUCCAGCCUUUUUGAAGGUAAAAUGCAAAUUGUUAGUAAAGCAGCACAUUGAUUCCUUCCAUUACUUCAUCAAUGUAGAAAUAAAAAAGAUAAUGAAGGCUAAUGAGAAGAUAACAAGAAAUGCUGACCUGAUGUGGUACGUUAAAUACCUCGAUAUCUACAUUGGCAUGCCUGAGGUUGAAGAAAGCUUUAAUGUGCCACCACAUGAGUGUCAUCCGAGAGACAUGACAUAUUCUGCUCUCAUCACUGUGGACAUUGAAUACACAGAAGGCAGCCAGAGAAUGAUUCGAAAUGCCCUUUCCUCAGGAAGGAUGCCAAUAAUUCUGCAAAGCUCCAAUUGUGUCUUGACAGGAAAGAUCCAGAUGCUAAAUAAAUGCCCCCUAGAUCCAGGUGGGUAUUUCGUUGUGAAAGGCCAAGAAAAGGUCAGUCUUAUUCAGGAACAGUUGUCCAAGAUCCGCAUCAUUGUUGAGCAAGAUCACAAGGGUGCCGUGGGAGCCUCAGUCACCAGUACCUUACAAACAAAUGAAAAUAAGGGUAUUAAAAAAAAAACAUUAGUUUAUCCUUUUAAAGUUCCAGCCAUCUCUAAAGACGCACCCAUUGCUAUUAUAUUUAAGGCAAUGGGAGUUGAGAGUGAUCAGGAGAUCGUUCAGAUGAUUGGCACAGAGGAACAUGUCAUGGUUGCUUUUGCCCCCAGUUUGGAGGAGUGUCAGAAGGCCCAAGUAUUCACCCAAAUUCAGGCACUGAAAUACAUUGGAAAUAAAAUAAGGUGCCAGCCCAUGUGGGGCGGCCCUAAGAAAACCAAGAUACCAAGGUACUCACCACGAAUGAUAUGUUGUUGUGUCUCCCAUGAGAAAGAAUUUAACUUUCGAGCUGAGUGUAUCUACCUGGUGGUGAUGGUACAUAGAGUGAUUCUUGCUCAAGGAGACAACAAGGUGGACAAUCGAGAUUACUAUGGAAACAAACGUCUGGCGCUGGCUGGCCAGCUUCUGUCCCUGCUGUUUGAGGAUCUGUUCAAGAAGUUUAACUCUGAGCUGAAGAUCACAGACCAGAUCAUCCCCAAAUAGAGAGCAGCUCAGUUUGAUAUUGUGAAGCACAUGAGACAGGACCAGAUCACAAACGGCAUGGUUAACGCCAUCUCCAAUUGUUUAAUUGUCUUCUAUGCUUGUGGUCUGGUGAAGAAUCUGGCUUUGAUGACCCACAUCACCACUGACAUGGAGGACGGCCCCAUCAUCAAACUGGCCUUCAACCUGGCAGUGGAGGACGUCAACUUUCUAUGCGGAGAGGAGUUGUUCUACCCCAAUGUCUUCCUCGUCUUCCUCAAUGGAACAAUUCUUGGAGUGAUCAGUGACCAUCAUAAGUUGGUUUAUACCUUCAGACUAAUGAGACGAGCCAGUUUUGUUAAUGAGUUUGUGUCCAUCUCCACCAAUCUGACCGACCGCUGUGUGUACAUCUCCUCUGAUGGGAGCCGUUUGUGCAGAAUCUAUGAACCUUGUAUGCAUGUUUUAUUUAGAGAGACGGCCCAUUUAGAGAUCAAACCGUUUAUGCAGCUGGGGGUUUGUGUUGGUUUGAUUCCUUACCCUCAUUAUAACCAGUCUCCCAGAAACAACUACCAGUGUGCUAUGGGUAAGCAGGCCAUGGGUGAGACACCCUGGAACCAGAGGAACUGUAUAGACACCCUGAUGUACCUGCUUGCAUACCCACAGAGGCCCAUGGUGAAGACAAAGACUAUCAAGCUCAUUGACUUCGAGAAGCUACCCGCAGGCCAGAAUGACACUGUAGCUAUAAUGAGCUACAGUGGGUAUGAUAUUGAAGAUGCUGUGCUCAAUAAGGCCUCUCUCGACAGAGGCUUUGGCAGAUAUCUAGUAUACAAAAACACUAAGUGCACAUUGAGGCGGUACACUAACCAAACCUUUGAUAAGGUGAUGGGGACAAUGCUUGACACUGAAACACGGAAGCUCAUCUGGAGGCACAGCAUCCUGGAUGCUGAUGGCAUCUGUUCCCCUGGUGAGCGGGUCGAGAACAAACAGGUGCUGGUGAAUAAGUCCAUGCCCACCGUCUCCCAAACACCACUGGAGGGCAGUGCCCAGCCAGGCCAACCACAGUACAGAGACAUGCCAGUCAUGUACAAAGGAACAUCAGACUCUUACAUUGAGAAGGUGAUGAUCUCAAAGCAGAGACGCCUUUUUUUGGUCAAGAUCCUGCUCAGGCAAACAUACAGAUCAGAGGUAGGAGACAAGUUCAGCAGUCAACAUGGACAGAAAGGUGUUUGUGACCUGAUCAUUCCUCAAGAGGACAUGCCUUUCUGUGACUCCAGAAUCUGCCCUGACAAUACUAUUUUACAUUUCUUGACUUGAUCUGAUUUUAGAAUGUGUGUUGAUAAGCUGAUUGAGAUAUUGGCUGGUAAAGCAGGGGUUCUGGAUGGGUGUUUUCACUAUGGUACUGCUUUGGGGGGCAGUAAAGUGAAGGAUGUGUGCGAGGAUCUUAUUCGCUUCAGAAACAAUUACCAGGGCAAGGAUUACAUCACCUCGACUUAAACUAGGGAACCUCUGGAAACAUACAUCUACUUUUGUCCAGUGUAUUAUCAAAAACUUAAUCACAUGGUGCAAAUGCAUGCCAGAACACGUGGUCCAAGAGCAGUGCUCACUAGGAAGCCCACUGAGGGACGUUCCAGGGAUGUUGGUCUGCAUCUUGGAAAGAUGGAGAGGGAUUAUCUCAUCGGCUGCAGAGCCAGCAUGCUGCUUCUGGAGCAGCUGAUGAUCUCAAGUGAUGCUUUUGAGGUGGAUGUGUGUGGACAGUGCGGCUUGCUUGGAUAUUCAGGAUGGUGCCAUUACUGCAAAUCUUCAUGCCAUGUGUCAUCUCUACGAAUUCCAUAUGCCUGCAAACUGCUCUUCCAAGAACUGCAGUCCAUGAACAUCAUCCCUCGCCUCAAACUGGCUUGCUACAAUGAGUAA